GACGGUUCAACUAAAAGGGAGAUAACUAAAAGUUAAGGUCAUAUUCUCUGCUACACUUUUUUAUGUGCAAUUUAAAAAUAUGUGGUACGAGAUACUGCCUUAUAUUGGCCUGAUGAUGGGGUGUGCUGUUGUUUGCGAUUAUAUAACAGUGCCGUUCACCAUGUUUAGAACGGGAGGACGUAAAAGAGAAAAUAGAGUUGGUGUAAAUAAUCAGCAUGAUUUUCGUCUAAUGGCAAGAGAUCGUUUGAUUACUGGUAGCAUCCAUAAAACACUGGGCCUUGAGGUUAUUCCUGAUGAAGAGUAAAUAAUGGAAAUAUGAAAAUAAAGAAGAGAAAGCUUUGACAGUUUUGAACAACUUAUUUCAUCAUAAUUAAGUUUUUUGGAGGGAAAAAAGUACUCAAAACAUCAACAGAAAUGAACUAUGAUUUUGUAUUGUGUAUAUAUUCAUAUUUAUAUGUUUCAGAUUGACUUUUAAGCCUGACUUUAUUGUCUUAUAGAAUAAAUAUGUAGAUAUUUCAAA
This is a messenger RNA of Ruditapes philippinarum (Manila clam), 520 nucleotides long. RefSeq names its product NADH dehydrogenase [ubiquinone] 1 alpha subcomplex subunit 1-like. The transcript has 3 exons. The record is from RefSeq and is a predicted model, not a curated record. Lineage: Eukaryota; Metazoa; Mollusca; Bivalvia; Venerida; Veneridae. The coding region runs from base 80 to 304 and encodes 74 amino acids.